This is a messenger RNA of Anastrepha obliqua, 1152 nucleotides long. Its product is annotated as probable maleylacetoacetate isomerase 2. The transcript is spliced from 4 exons. Gene Ontology annotation, biological process: L-phenylalanine catabolic process; glutathione metabolic process. The coding region runs from base 163 to 1023 and encodes 286 amino acids. Gene Ontology annotation, cellular component: mitochondrion; cytoplasm. The record is from RefSeq and is a predicted model, not a curated record. Gene Ontology annotation, molecular function: glutathione transferase activity; maleylacetoacetate isomerase activity. Lineage: Eukaryota; Metazoa; Arthropoda; Insecta; Diptera; Tephritidae.
AAGAAGGAAAAUGAGGUACGCUUAUAAAUGUGCAAAUAAAAUUAAAAAAAUAGAUCUGAUAAGAGCCAGCAUUGAUGCAGUAUUUAGUGAAGGUGCUUAUAUUUUUUAAAAAUAGUAUUAUUAAAUCGUCGAUGAACUGACACUAAUUACCUGCUAAGAAAAAUGAGUGUGACGCGGUGCAGUCGUUUGUUGCUUCAGAGCAGUUUGUUUAGCGGAGGAGUCCCAAUACAAUCAGCUCAUCAGCUAAAUAACCACAUUUUAAGAAUUUCCGCCAAACACGUUUCUACCACAUCGAUUUCUUCCAGUCCAUCACCAUCCCAUCAAGCCACAAAGCCAUUACUUUAUUCGUAUUGGCGUAGUUCCUGUUCAUGGAGAGUUCGCAUUGCCCUCAACUUGAAAAAGAUUCCGUAUGAAACAAUAGCCAUUAAUUUGAUGGGCGAACAACAUGGCGAUGAGUAUCGUGUGGUUAAUCCUAUGAAACAGGUGCCUACACUGCUGAUAGAUGGAUACAGCAUUAUUGAGUCGGUUGCAAUUAUGCAAUAUUUGGAAGAGACGCGACCACAGCCACCGCUUUUGCCGCCAGAUGCAUACGAACGUGCUAAAGUGCGCGAAGUUGUUGAAAUAAUUUGCUCAGGCAUACAACCAUUGCAAAAUCUAAAUGUACGCAAAUAUGUUGGAAAGGAGAAAAGUGAGGAAUGGGCCCAACAUUGGAUUAGUCGCGGUUUUCAGGCACUUGAAAAAAUACUUUCUACUUCAGCUGGCAAGUAUUGCGUUGGCAAUGAGAUCACAAUGGCCGACUGCUGCCUGCUGCCUCAGGUUUUUAACGCUAAAGGUUUUCAAGUGGAUAUGAACCAAUAUCCGACUAUAACACGCAUCGCAAGUGAAUUGGAGAUUAUUCCCGCCUUCUCCGCCGCCCAUCCGAAAAACCAACCUGACUGCCCUACAGAAUAUGCGUCGAAUAAAAAUACGUACGGCUACAUGAAAAGCUGGCUAAGUAAGGAGGUCAACGAUAGAACCAAGUGAUUUGAAGCAGACUCACGCAAUAAAUCACAUUCGGGCCAAAAUAGCAAAGCCCAUGGAGGAAAGUUAUAAUGCAUUACAAAAUAUGGUAGCACAUAUACUCGUAUGUACGUACAUAUAUUAAAUAAAAAU